Messenger RNA from Sclerotinia sclerotiorum 1980 UF-70, 525 nucleotides. RefSeq lists its product with no specific name. The record is from RefSeq and is a predicted model, not a curated record. NCBI's taxonomy places the organism in Eukaryota, Fungi, Ascomycota, Leotiomycetes, Helotiales, Sclerotiniaceae. Bases 1 to 525 code for a protein of 174 amino acids. The transcript has 3 exons.
AUGUCAAAAAAGGAAUUGUUCGACUUUUGUGAACGGAAAAAGGAUUCACCAUAUGAAUGGUUUGACCGACAGCUGGGAGAAAUAAAGAACCACAGUCGUAUUUUCCACGUUGAGCCUAAGAGCGAGUUCUUGGUAAUUGAAAUCAGGUAUUGGAAGACUAAUUAUGACUUCUGGCUUCUGGCUUGGAGCUUGAAUUCCGGUGAAAGGGUUGUAGUUGUAGGUGUGAAGAGGGUUGAUUAUCAUUACCGCCUUCAAUUCGUCGGAAAAUCCAUCGACUUAUCAGAAACAUACCUUAAUCAAGGACUUGAAUCUAAGAAAAUCUUUAUGACGGUUGCAAUGAUGGACUUUGGCGGGGAUAGUUUCUGUGGAUACUUGCCACAAGUAGAUGGCGAUUACCUCAUAUCCACGUUGCCAUUCCAAGUUGUAGCGGAGAGCUUCGCCGAAUGUGUCAUUUCCGCCCCGAUAAACCUAUUGUACGAGUAUCGUCUGCUGGAGAGUAGAAGCCUGAGACUUGACCCAGAGUAA